This is a messenger RNA of Lotus japonicus, 2402 nucleotides long. RefSeq names its product F-box protein At2g26850-like. The record is from RefSeq and is a predicted model, not a curated record. The transcript has 5 exons. Gene Ontology annotation, molecular function: protein binding. Lineage: Eukaryota; Viridiplantae; Streptophyta; Magnoliopsida; Fabales; Fabaceae. The coding region runs from base 1015 to 2181 and encodes 388 amino acids.
GACACAAAUUUCGGUUCUUGAGUAGGGACUGAAUUGAUGAUCCCACAAAAUCCCAUGUCUGGGUCUGUUGGCUGUAAAAGUUUGGUGGAAGUUAGGCAAAGAAAACCGGUAGACUUUAAUGCCAACAAUUGUGACAAAUCACAUUGACACACAACCCAGCUGUUUAAUUCUUCAAAACCCAUCAUUCAAUUUUAGAUAACUGUCACUUUCUCCUCUUCUUUACACUAGCAUGUCAUUAAGACACACACAAAGGGUGUUGAGUUGUGAUUGUGAUAAAGUUUGUGCCUUUACUCAUCUAAGUUUUUCCAUAUUUUAGAACAAAAUAUGGUUUUGGUAAGCUUUUGAAGUUUCCAUUGUUGUGUAACUUCACCAACUUGGCUUAUAUUGCCUUCAACCCCCUAGAUUUCAGCUUGUUAUUCACAGAACCGUGUGAUUAGAAACUUCUCCGUGCAUGUUUAGAAAUUUUUCUACGAUUGACUCUGAAGUCAAAAUCAUUUUGUGGAGAAGCUUCUAUAAGUAGAGAAGCUUCUAUAAGUAGCUUCUGUGUGAAUAUUGAGAGAAUCGAAAUUGAUCCAAACACACUAUGUAUUGAUUUUGAAUUCUGAUCCUCCAUGUCUCUUUUAGGUGUCAGGGUCAUUGUAAUCUAAUCAAAUGUAAUGCUUUGCUUCCUCUCUUUCAAGAUCACAACUAGAGGCCAACACUUAUUUAAGGUGCAUUCUAAGUGUUUAUUUGGUGCUCUAUAAGGAAAGUGCUUUAACUCACCAGCUGUGUAAGCUUGUCGGUUGUGUAGCCUACACAAGUCCUUCUCUGAAAGCCUUGCCUUGAGCCACUGAGCUAGACAAAGGCUUUGGUUUGGCCAAACCACAUCAUUCUCAUCUUCCAUUGGUGGAGCUUGUUUUUCCCUACUACAAAAACAUUUGCUGAAGGUUUCAGCUAAACAUUUUUUGAAGUUUUCACCUGUGCUGCUCCUUCUGCCAAUAUCAAAUAAGCCAUUUUGAUAAACCUCCCAUUACAAUGCUUUACUUCAUUAUAUCCUUUGUCUCCUUUGUCCUCCUUUCCAAGUCCUUUACUAGUAAGGAAAGAGGGACAAAACUAGUUUCAACAGGGUUUUUGAGGAACCUGUCCAAUUUUCUAGUUUCUAGGCUCAGGACAGGAAACAUUCCUUCUAGUUUUUCUCAUUUUUCUCUUGGUAUGCCAUUGAGAAAGAAGAGUUUAGUAUCUAAAGUGGAGAAUGGGGAAAAGGGUGACAAGGUUUGUCUCUUGGAUUUGCCUGAUUUGCCAUUGGAGUGUAUCCUUGAGCACCUUUCACCAUCUGAGUUAACCAAUGUGGCAGCAGUGUGCACUUCUCUCAGAGGUAGAUGUCUAAGUGAUUAUUUAUGGGAGAAACACAUGGAGAGGAAAUGGGGUAACGUGUUUAGUGAUGCUGCUUAUAGACAAUGGAAAGUACAUCUAGCUUCCAGAGACAGAUUGAAGAUCUCAAAUCAGCACAAGCAGAAAGGAAUGUUUGAUUUCCUUCAUGGUUUUCACCCCUUCUUAUGGAUCAAAUCAAAAUCAGGAAAAGCUAGACAAUCAAGGACUUCAUUGCCAGAUGAUUCAGUUUUUGCUCUUUAUCUUUCUCUUGAGAGUGGGAAAUUUUGGUUCCCUGCUCAAGUUUAUAACCGCGAGAAUGGUCAUGCUGGGUUCAUGCUCUCAUGUUAUGAUGCACAACUUUGCUAUGACUCUAGAACUGACACCUUUCAGGCAAGGUAUUCACCUCAUGGGAGAUGGACAACGGAGGAAAACAUUCAAUGGGACCGGUUGAGAGUACCACCAAUUGACUCUUCUCCAAAUGUUCUUCAUACCUCUGACUGUUUGGAUGACUUAAGGCCUGGGGAUCAUGUUGAGAUCCAGUGGAGAAGAAACAAAGAGUUUCCUUAUGGUUGGUGGUAUAGUGUUGUAGGUCAUUUAGAAACAUGUCAAGGGAUUGGGAACCAUUGUCAUUGUCACAAUAAUGAUAUGGUGAUUUUGGAGUUCACCCAAUACUCAGCAGGGUCCAGAUGGAGACAAGUAGUGAUAAACAGGAAACAUCAUAGAGAACAAGGCAAUGAAAUUGAAGGCUUCUAUGGGGGGAUCAGGAAGCUGCAAAGCAAGGAAGAAAUUACAAGGUGGAAAAACUUGUGGCCAACAAAAACUGUGGAAUAGCAUGAUUGAUAACUUAGGUGUGUAGAUUAAGUAGUCCACCUUCCUCAAAUGUGAAUGUGAAGGUAAAGGAUUAGUUUGUCAAAGAAUGAUGUCAUUCCUAACAAAACAAACAAAGGCAUAAAAGUCGAGAGAGUAGUGUGGAAGGAUUUAUGACGGUAACUUGUACCACAUCAAUUUUUAAACAUUCAUAUCUACUUUCAAUUUUAUCUCAUCUUUUUUUA